This is a messenger RNA of Linum trigynum, 225 nucleotides long. NCBI's taxonomy places the organism in Eukaryota, Viridiplantae, Streptophyta, Magnoliopsida, Malpighiales, Linaceae. The record is from the annotation of a GenBank genome assembly.
AUGAAUGAGGAAAGGAAGAGAAAUGGGAGCGCUUUCCUGUCGGAGAUUUACAAUUCUUCGCUCAAAGCUGGAAUUGACUCCCCCCAUAGGAGCCAUUUGGCCAGAGUCAGAAGCAACUGGGAGAGUGAAGGCUCACAAAGCUCGUCAGCGGGGAGAGAGAGAUCGAGAUCGGGAAGCCAUAAUCGAGAAGGGGAGGGAGAAGGGUGGUCUCCAGUGGAGGCGUAA